This is a messenger RNA of Dermatophagoides farinae (American house dust mite), 786 nucleotides long. RefSeq lists its product as uncharacterized. The record is from RefSeq and is a predicted model, not a curated record. NCBI's taxonomy places the organism in Eukaryota, Metazoa, Arthropoda, Arachnida, Sarcoptiformes, Pyroglyphidae.
CACACAAAACACACACACACACAGAAAAAUGAGUCAUGAAAUAGUUUGGUUUUUCAAAGUUUUGAAUGUUUAAAAAUAUCAUGACUUUUGGUUCAAACAAUCAAUAAAUAUCGCAAAAUUUUUGUUAAUUGAACAACUAGAAUCGGUUAAUUUGAAACGAGAAAAUUCAACUUUCAUAUUGAUAUGGCUAAUACAAGAAUACAUACUCUCGAAAAAUCGAGCGAUGUUACAUAUUCAAAUUCAAAAUUAUUUAACGACGAUUUCUUGACCAAUAAGGCCAUAGGUGCCGAUCAUAUAGUCAACAAGGAAAAUGAAAUUAUUUCCGGAAAACUAUUUUUUUGUAUCGAAAAAUUUGUUUUCUCCAACCAAACAAAUGAUAAAAUCAUUUCAUUAAUAGGUGACGAGAGUUCAAUUGUUGGACGAAAAUUUGUCCGAGAAUUUCAAUCAUUAGUUGGAUUUUUGGUGGAUGAUUUGAAUGAAAUAUUUGCCAUACCACCACCUGAUUCGGUAUUGCGAGAAGUUUCAUUGAAAUUAUUCUUUGAACAUCCUGAUUUAUCUAAACGAUAUGAAACCGAAAUGAAAGCAGGAUUUUUUUCCGACGAAUUAUUUGUGAAUUGUUUACAGAAAAAAUUGAGAAAUAAAUUUCAAGUAGCCGAAAGAAAAUUAAAGAUUCAAUUGGCCAAUUCAGAAUUUGAUCGCCAUUAUUAUUUAGAAAGAAAAAAGAAUAAAAAAAUUUCUAUUCAAAAAACCAUAAAAAAAGCAUUGACAAAAGAAAAUGAUAAAUAA